Molecule: messenger RNA, 1995 nt
Organism: Didymodactylos carnosus
Lineage: Eukaryota; Metazoa; Rotifera; Eurotatoria; Philodinida; Philodinidae
Source: the annotation of a GenBank genome assembly
AUGAGCGCAAGAUGUCUUACGCGUAUUGAAUAUUCAGCACUCAACCAUGUGGUUGAUUUUAAUGAAUCAAAGUCGCUCAUACCAUCUGUAGGUCAACUGUCAGAUGGACAUUACAAUGAUAUUAUAAAAUGGUCCGACGAAUUUUUUUACACCAAUACAAACUAUUUACCAAAUACUGUGUAUAAUUGGUCGAGUUCAACACAAUAUGUUGGUUAUAUUCUAACAAAUCUACCAGCAUCCUUUUCAUUCAAUAAUGGAAAAGCAUACGAUAUUAGUUCUUUUCAAGCAACAUCUGUAUUAGACAAUUAUUUACAAUUAACAAUUAUUGGAUCCUAUAAUGUGAACAAUGAAAUAAGAAUACGUACAAAAUUUGUAACAUUAUCAGCAUAUACAAAAACAUUGAUCGUAUUAAAUUGGUCAAAGAUACUAAGUAUGACAUUUUAUGCAUAUUCAAAUAGUUCAUGCUGUAUUUUUCCGACAAAAGAACCCUUGCUAACUAAUGCAAGAGUAGUUUUCAAUUAUUUAUUGAUCACAAGUACAAUAUUGGAACCAGAUAUUUGUUUAAAUGACACGUAUGAAAUGUGUUCAGCAUUGAUUGGAAAUUGUUCAAAGAUUGAGGACACAUUGUAUAAAUCCUAUCAUUUAUUAAAUUUGGAUAAUGAAACAUUAACAGCGGAUGAUUAUGCGAAUGCUUUACUGGAUUAUUUUACAGCACUCGCAAACAUCGAUAGAAAUUCAUCAGAUUUAGUAUUUAUAUCACCAACUAGAAUUGAUGAAAUAAUUGAAAGAUUUAUCAAUAAAGAACUGACAUAUAAUUACCGUUAUUUAUAUCUGAUAACGUUAAAACUGUCAACAUUGAUUGGGUUUGGUGCUUCUUUUACUUAUGAUUCAAUGUCAAAUGAAAAUGGUCACCUUUUAUCUAGUAUAGAUUUAGAUAAAAAUGUAACCGCUGCCGUUUUUAUUCAUAGUACAGAUAAUGAUGCAGUUGAUUUGUUAACAAUAAUGAUUGUUUAUCGACCGUUGAAUUAUUUAAACUAUACGAACAAUAAUCUGUUAGCAUCAUCCAUUAUUGUUAUUGUUACCCAACCAACAACAGUUCAUAUUAAUCUAACACUCUAUUUUACAGUUUUAUUUCAUUAUCCAUUUAAUGGUAAUUAUACCUAUACUUGUGUUUAUUGGAAUAACUCAAAAUGGAAUGAUAACCGUAAUAUUUGUAUAUACAAAGGAUUUAAUUCAAUUCUAAAUAUACAUGAAUGUUCUUGUAAUCAUAUGACUACAUUUGCCAUGCUAUUUUUACCUUUAACAGUAACACAACAAGCAAAUUCAAAAUAUCGUGCUGCUGAUAUUAUAUCAAUUAUUUUUCAAUCAUUUUCAAUUGUAUGUUUCAUUAUUAUUAUUCUUCAUUCAGCAAUUACAAAAUAUAUUCAUAAAUAUCAACUUCAUCUCUAUGAUUUAACUCCUCUAGCUUCAUGUGGUAGUACAUGUAUUUUAUUUAUAUUUUAUCUUAUACUGACUACUUAUGUUCAUUUAAAUACAUCAUCGCCAGACAGCAAUGUAUGUUCUUCUCAAACAAAAAUUCUAAUGUAUAUUGUUUAUUUUUUGAUUAUAUUUUCAUUUUGUUUAAAAACUUCAGUUAGUUAUACAAAUUAUUUACGUUUUAAUCGACCAUUGAAUCAAACAUCAUCUCGAUUAUUUUAUCUAUUAUUAUUCAUUUCAUUUUUAAUUGGAAUGAUUAGUCUUUGUCCAUUAUUCAUUUCUAAUGUAAUCCAAUUAUAUCCAUAUAAAAUAUGUUGGUUUCAACCAGAUGUUCUAAUUUUCUAUUUAACACUACCAAUUUUAAUAUUUUUUAUUAUUAAUUUAACAAUGUUAAUAUUCAUAAUGGUGAAUCUUUAUAAACGUGUUUAUAGACAAAAUUUCCCAUCAACAACGAAAUCGGAUUAUCUUAAUUAUUUUAUCAACAUGUGUUACACAAAGUUUAGCUUGGGCUAUUGGUAA